Molecule: messenger RNA, 969 nt
Organism: Pseudovirgaria hyperparasitica
Lineage: Eukaryota; Fungi; Ascomycota; Dothideomycetes; Acrospermales; Acrospermaceae
Exons: 2
Coding region: 61-969 (302 amino acids)
Source: RefSeq, a predicted model, not a curated record
CAUCACUUCCCAAGUCUCAACUUCAUUUGUCCUCCAGCAACUCCACUCAUAACAGUGAUCAUGGCUCCGAGGAAGUCAAAGAAUGGCUCAAAAGUCAAGAAAAAGAAAUCUACAAACAAGGUAUCUAAGAUCAAGGCUAAGAAACCACUGAAGAACACUGUUCGCAAGACACUGCGAAGCACCCUGAAGCAAGAUCUAGCUGAGGCCGAAGUAUCCCCUAGAUCCGCGACUAGUUUCCUUGAUCUUCCAGGAGAAAUUCGCAAUGAGAUCUAUGGGCUUGCGCUUACAGAUCUGAACGGCGAAAUCAGCAUUGUAUCGGGAUUGUCCAACCAUAGUUCAGCUGCUGUCGAUUACUACGGUGCAGUACAACUUCUUCGUAUCAACAAGCAGAUACUUCGAGAGGCUAGGCCGUUCCUUUAUGGCAAGCACCGCAUGCAGUUAUAUACAUAUCAGCCACGCUCCUUCUUCAAAGCCAUCGGGACUAUCAAUGCCAAUCACAUUCGUCAUAUUGAGGUCUUCCACUACCCCAAACAGCGGGCUUAUGGCCACUCCUUGGAGUCUUCUCCUCUACUACCUUUCUACAGCCGCGUUUGCAGGAACCUCGAGACAAUUCGCUUGGCUUCCUGGUAUUUCUGGUGGAUUAUUCGUCGUGACCCUGUCAACGGGUUUCGUAUGAUCCAUAAGUGCUGUGCACAGGUACUAGGUCAGCACAAUUCCCUCAAAGAAAUUCACAUCAGGGCGCCUGAAGAUUGGAGCUCAGUGCCAGCGAUGGUAUACUUGAGGGGGGUAGAAUUUGGAAACAAGGUCAUGAUUGAGCUCGAGGAAGAGAUGGUGAAGCUUGGAUGGAGUCGCCACGUCCUUGAUAUCGAGGGCAGUCAGGGAUAUGGGCAGCACUAUGAAUGGCGACUUCGAGGCGAAGCAUGGGUUUCUAUCAGACAUACCCGUUCUUAUGCCGAUGGCUCAAUUUAA